Molecule: messenger RNA, 4745 nt
Organism: Tympanuchus pallidicinctus (lesser prairie-chicken)
Lineage: Eukaryota; Metazoa; Chordata; Aves; Galliformes; Phasianidae
Gene: KLHL40
Product: kelch like family member 40
Exons: 6
Coding region: 225-2084 (619 amino acids)
Biological process (GO): negative regulation of proteasomal ubiquitin-dependent protein catabolic process; negative regulation of protein ubiquitination; skeletal muscle fiber development
Cellular component (GO): A band; I band
Molecular function (GO): protein binding
Source: RefSeq, a predicted model, not a curated record
UAACACGGUGGCUAUAUAUAAAGCUCUGCGCUGGAAGCUGAAGUACACAGACAGCUGCGACAGUAGAGAGUUUCACAUUCCCAGUGUGCUGACGGUCUGGAAGAAAGGGAGACCUGCGAGCCCCGCUUUGAGAAAGUUUCUUUACCAAAGGCACACAUACAGAUAUAUUUGUAAAUAGACACAAAAGAAAGCUUAGGGAAGAAAAGGAGUUCUUACUCUCCACCAUGGGUUUGCCUUUUGAUCAAGUGGAAGAACUGCGUCUCUACCAGCAAACCCUCCUCCAGGAUGGACUCAAAGACAUGUUGGACCACAACAAGUUUCUGGACUGUGUCUUGAAAGUGAAGGGAAAGGAGUUUCCUUGCCAUCGGCUGGUGCUGGCAGCCUGCAGCCCCUAUUUCCGGGCAAUGUUCCUCUCGGACAUGGAAGAGAGCAAGAAGAGGGAGGUCAGCUUGGAAGAUGUCGAUCCAGAUGUCAUGGGCAAGAUCCUCCAUUACAUCUACACCUCUGAGCUGGAGAUCACAGAGCAGAAUGUUCAGGACAUCUUCUCUGUGGCCAACAUGUUCCAGAUCCCCUCCAUCUUCACUGUCUGCGUGUCUUUCUUGCAGAAGCGCCUUUGCCUCAGCAACUGCUUGGCUAUCUUCAGGCUGGGCUUGAUGCUGGAUUGCGCCCGGCUGGCUGUGGCAGCUCGAGAUUUCAUCUGCGAUCGCUUUGCACUGGUCUCUCGUGAUGAGGAAUUCUACCAGCUCUCUCCCGAUGAGCUCAUCGCCAUCAUCUCCAGUGACUCCCUCAACAUUGAGAAAGAGGAAAAUGUCUUUGAAGUGGUGAUGAAGUGGGUGGGCACCAAGGACCAGGAGAGCCGGCAGAAGGCCCUGCCUGUUGUCUUUGAAAGCAUUCGCUUCCGCCUCAUGCCCAAGGACUACAUCAAGGACCACGUGGAGAAGCAGGCUGUGGUGAAGUCCAGCCCAGAGCUGCUCAAGAAAUUGCAGAUGGUGAAGGAUGCCCAGCAAGGCAAAUUCACCGUGGUGAAGAAGAAGAAAGUGAAGAAAAGCGAUGAAAAGCAAGCAAAAGGCAAUGUUGUCAAUGGAGCAAUAGAUGAGGAGGAAGAGACAGAGGAGGAUGUGCUUCCGGGGAUCUUAAAUGACACGAUGCGCUUUGGGAUGUUCCUCCAGGACCUCAUUUUCAUGGUGAGCGACAGUGGAGCAGUGGCCUAUGAUCCCACUGCCAACGAGUGCUAUUUUGCCUCCCUGUCUGCUCAAAUCCCAAAGAACCACGUCAGUCUGGUGACCAAAGAGAAUCAGAUCUUCAUUGUCGGAGGACUGUACUACAAUGAGGACAGCAAAGAGGAUCCCAUGAGUUCCUACUUCCUACAGUAUGACCAUCUGGACUCGGACUGGCUGGGGAUGCCCCCCUUGCCCUCCCCUCGCUGCCUCUUUGGCCUGGGAGAGGCAGAAAACUCCAUUUUUGUGGUCGGAGGGAAAGAGCUGAAAGAGGGAGAGCAGACCUUGGAUUCAGUGCUGUGCUACGACCGCCUGUCCUUCAAAUGGGGUGAAGCUGAUUCCCUUCCCUACGCAGUCUACGGCCACGCAGUGGUAUCACACAAGGACCUUGUCUAUGUCAUUGGAGGCAAAGGAAGUGACAAGAAGUGCCUGAAGAAGAUGUGUGUCUACAACCCCAAUAAGUUCGAGUGGAAGGAGCUGGCUCCCAUGAAAACUGCUCGUUCCUUGUUUGGAGCCACUGUGCACAAAGACAAAAUCUACGUGGCAGCUGGUGUGACCGACUCUGGAUUGACCAACUCAGUGGAAGUGUACGACAUUGCCACCAACAAGUGGGAGACCUUCCCUGAGUUCCCUCAGGAGCGCAGCUCGGUCAGCCUGGUGAGCCUGUCUGGGGUGCUCUACCUGCUUGGAGGAUUUGCCACGGUGGAGACGGAGUCCGGGGAGCUGGUGCCAACAGAGCUGAACGACGUCUGGAGAUACGAUGAAGAGCAGAAGAAGUGGGAAGGGGUCCUCCGUGAGAUCCAAUAUGCCUCUGGUGCCACUUUCCUUCCCGUGCGCCUCAAUGUUUUGCGGCUAACGAAGAUGUAGCAUCAUUUCCUUGCUUCAGUGGGCAGGGAGGGAUGGGGAGUGGCAGGAGAUGUAGUUUCUCUAGAUACUGUGCAGGACAUUGUGUCUGUGAUUGGUACCAUUUCACUGAGUCAAAUGGGAGAGGGGGAAAAUUGACUUGAAGCAUUAUGGCAACUUGCUGAUGCUCAGAAGGUAACUAAAAAAGGAUUUUGCUGGGGAAGACAAACAAACAUGGAGCAAUGCGCUAAUCCAGCCUCAACUGGCAGAACAAAGAGAUUCCUCUCUUGUUCCACUUCUUUCUCCAUGUUUUUUCCAAUCUUCUCCAGCCAUCAGUGGAGCUACAAGGGGGUUCUGAAGGCAUUAAGUUUCUCCAGACAAAAGGGUCUCUGAUACGUUUCCUCACCUCAGGCAGCCGCAGGUUUUGUGCUACAAAGCACUUCAGAGGGGAAAGGGAGGUAGUGCAGGUCAGAUCUGGGGGACUCUGAGGAGUUCCCACGUGGUGGAGGUCAUAGAGAUGAGAAGGCUGUAAGAAAAAAGGCUCGUGAGCACUGGCAGCAGAAAUUCCUUCAACAUUACAAUGAACAGGAAAAAAAAUUAGUUCUUCACCUCCAUCCUGACUUUGCAUUGAAGAGAUGCAAGGAGGUAAGGGCUGCAAGAGGGGCUACGGGUAUGACACUCAUCUCCAUCCCUUAGGGCUCCUUGCAGUCAAUCACAGACUACAACAUCCUCAUGUAUAGAGAGACAAGUGCUUUUCUUUAGGGAAAGGUUUUAUAUUUAUGCUUUCAUUUUUAUCGUUACAAACUUUUUUUUUUUUUAAAGCACUAUUCUAAUUUGCAGAAUUCUUGGAGAUCUCAGCAGUGUUUGGCUCAAAUAGAGCUUCCUGCUGAGACAAAAUGCAUUGUGUUCUGUUUUGUUUUGUUUUUUAAGUGAUCAUGAUGAUGUUUUCUUAGAAACACGGCUGUACCAGCAGCAGGACAGAGAUGUGUUAGACCAAAAAUCUAACCAUGUCCAUGCUGAGUGACCUGCAGUUCAUUUCAGAAUAAAUCUUGACAAUAUUUCCCCCCAAAUUUCCUUUCUCUGAAUGUUGAUGGAGCUGUAAAUGGAUGUGCACAGCAACCAAAUGCAAGGACUGAGAAAAAGCUGUGAUGAGAAGCCUGGAGAAAUCCAGCCCCACGGGGAGCCCCAGAUUUUCCCCCAUUUCAGAGCAGAAGCUUUAGUGCUCGUGUCCUCAAAGCUUUUCUCAGUAGACAGAAGAACUAGAAACUUAUCUAGGAAGAGAAAUACCAGCUGGAUGCCUACAGCAUCACGUGGUGCAGCAAACAGGGGUGAUCGUAACGAAAAAGAACAAAUGCGGAUCUUGUAAACGAAUGCCCUCAAAGCAGCACAAACUUUAUGCUAUCAGAAGCUUGGCUGAUUCGUCCAGCUCAACACGCAGCCUUGAGAAACUGAAACCAGUUUGGAAGUAAAGACGUUUUUCCACGAGUAAAGGAGCCAGAGAUUUGUCCUGCCUUCACCGUAAGGAUUUUCUAAGAAUUACAGGAUAAUCUCCUUAGAAGACGAUUAUGUCAGAAGAGCAAUGAAACGUUUUCACGAGAAAAAUAAAUCUGAAGGGACUGGCUGGCAGCUGAUAGCAUUAAAAAGGAAAAAAAAAAUUAAAAAUAAAAAAAAUAAGCAACCAAAAUGUUCGAAACAACCAAACAUGAAGAAAAAAUCUGUGGCCAAACAAACCAAUAAAUGAAUAAAUAAACGGCCACCCUCCCUCCAGUUCUGGAGAAAUUCCCAUGGAAGGCUCCCAGGCCAUUAUAAUGGCUUGUGUCAGAAGUGGAAAGAGCCUGGAAUUCAAAAAUGAAGUCAUGUGUUGCAGGGGUGGGACAACACCUCCUGCCUGGGGCUGGAAACCAGUAGCUCAGCAGUUCUUGCUGGUUGCAGAAUGGAAACCUGUUGUUGCUUGGUCCUGAGGGAGGGUUCCUCCCCAUGGUUCCUCUCCUCACGGCUCAGCUGCUCCUGGGGGAAACGUGGGCCCUUUGAAGGCAAUGGCGUGGCCUUUUGAAGUCAUUGGGAGCACUGCUGCACUGUGUAAUUAGUGGUGUGGUCCCUUGAUAAUGGCUUGAGAAGCAGUGAUUAAGCCCAGUCAGCAUCCUGGUCCGCAUCCUCAGCUGCUCACCUUGCGCCUGUCUGCUGGGAGUUUGGUUAAUAGGAGCUGAGAACUCCCAUGUUGUUCACAUCCAUCACAAACUUUAGGAGGUACCACCUUCAGCACAGAGCAAGAGAAGAUAAAGCAGCAGUUUGAAAUCUCCCAUCAUGUAGGCAAAAAGGGCCAACGCCAGCCAGAGCUCGUCCAAGGAAGCCAGCACAUGGCCAAGCAAAAGUCUGGCCCAGAGACUGUCCAGCACCUCUCACCAAGAGGCUGUUACAGCCCAAAGACAACCUUCAGCAGACGAAUCAUCCAGCCUUCAGGGAGCCACCACUCCUUGCUGUUGCCCAGCAUCUUCCUUGCUAAGAUGCACACAACUCCAUCAGGACACGUCCCCUAUGGAAAUCUCCUCCAGCAAUGCUAGCUGAAAGGUUACAUCCCAAAGGUGCAGCAGAAUCAGCUCUUCUUCCAUUGGCUUCCCAGUAUCGGCGCCGGCCAGGUUCCCACAACUCCAUUUCAAAUCAAUAAAGAUGCUGGAUGCUUUUGGA